Messenger RNA from Candida albicans SC5314, 681 nucleotides. RefSeq names its product phosphoribosylanthranilate isomerase (gene TRP1). The transcript has a single exon. The record is from RefSeq and is a predicted model, not a curated record. NCBI's taxonomy places the organism in Eukaryota, Fungi, Ascomycota, Pichiomycetes, Serinales, Debaryomycetaceae. Gene Ontology annotation, molecular function: phosphoribosylanthranilate isomerase activity. Gene Ontology annotation, biological process: L-tryptophan biosynthetic process. Bases 1 to 681 code for a protein of 226 amino acids.
AUGAAAGUAGUUAAGAUUUGUGGUAUCAAGACGGUGGAGGCAGCGAGUGUUGCUAUAGACAAUGGAGCGAAUCUCUUAGGGUGUAUACUAGUUCCUAAUCGUGCCCGUACGAUUGAUUUGGAGGUGGCAAAGCAGAUUGCUCGCAUGGUAAAGAGAGAUAGGAACCCACCGCCAAAGUUUGCGGGUGGUACCUCAACACAACACUUUGAACAGGUUGCACAAUGGAUUAUUGAGAAUGGGCCGUUUUUAGUUGGGGUGUUUAGGAACCAGCCAAAGGAAGAAGUGUUUCGUAUUGCGAGGGAGGUGGGGCUAGACUUUAUCCAGCUCCAUGGACUGGAAGAUAAGCUAGAGUUUUUGGGUACAGAAUUUGGGUUAAUUCCCAGGUAUGUUGUUCCUGACGAGCUAGACCUUUUGGAAGAGCAGAGCUUGCUGUUAACGCAAUGUGUGAGUUUGCCGUUGCUUGAUUCGGAAGUUGGGGGUGAAGGGAAGUUACUUGAUUGGACGUUUAUUGAGAAGUUACCUACAAAAGCUAUACUUGCUGGUGGGCUAACCCCUGAGAAUUUGCCUACAUUUGACAACAUUUUGGGCUACGAUGUUAGUGGCGGUGUUGAAACCAAUGGGGUAAAAGAUUCAUUGAAAAUUAUAAAGUUUAUACAAAAGGGACACGCUCAGUCGUCUUGA